AGUGAUUUUAUAUUGUCAAUACCAAGUUAUUUGGUAACAAUAAUUCAAUUUUUUCCGCAUGAUUUUUUGGUAUUAUUAUGCCUUCGGAAGUGUAUUGUAGGAAACGCCAGUAAUUAAAAAAAUCAUAAGUGUUUUGCUUUGUAUCGUGAAUAGCGAGGAUAAUUCAGUGUAAUCAUUCGCGAUAUACCUGCUGGUGCUAUAAGACCUUACCUAAUACAACGUAACUGUUACUGGAAUAUCCACUCGAAGGUUGUGUAAGCCAGUGCACCUACAUAACUAAUGUAAGCCUGUAAAAUAAAAAAAAAAAUGCAUUUUCAUGUUGCCAGUUUCAAGAUCAAACUAGCUAACAGCUAGCUAUAGCAUCUUUCGACGAUAUUCUUGUUUUUUUCGAUCUCCUAUCUACCGUCCAUAAGUAUGACCGUGGAACAAGUUUCAGCUAAAAAUUUAGUGUAAACUAGGCACUCUCAAAACCAUUCGGUUAAUUUUUUAUAGGUUGUCCUUACCUAUUACGCGUAUUAUUGUUUCUCCCUUUCUCUCUUAAGGCAUUUAUUUAUUCGUGUGAUGAGCACGGAUAUUUGUUCUUGAGUCAUGGGUGUUUUCUAUGUAUUAAAGUAUUUAUAUAUUAUAUUUAUCGUUGUCUGAGUACCCACUAAACAAGCCUUCUUGAGCUUACUGUGGAGCUUAGUCAAUUUGUGUAAGAAUGUCCAAUAUUUAUUUAUUUUAUAUUACCUUAUUAAUAAAUUCAAUUCUACGAAAGGAUAAUUUAUGACAUUUGGAGGGUUGAUAUGUAACAGUUUUGCAACCUGCAUUAUAUGAUACAAUUUUAUUUAUAAAGUACAUUUAUAAAGUAAUGUAAAAGUAAUUUGUAUGAAAUUCAUGUCCUAAAAUAUAUAAAUUGUUGUUACAACUAUUUCAUGAUCUAAAAUUUACUUUUGUAAGUCGCUGAUUUGAAAAAUAAUAUCGUGUGGAAUUUGGAGAACUCAUGACGUUAUUUUUAGUUUUGUUACUUUAACAACCUUCGGAAAAACAUUCUAGUUGUGACAUUAUUGCAAUAUUUACAAUUGAUGAGCAUUUUUAGAUCCUAUCUAUUGAAACGUUUAUAAACUGAUAGCCUAAACGGUCCCCCAAAAUGAAGAUGCAAUCUGUUCCGGUUCCAACCAGCAAUCAAUCUGUCCAGAUUGUGAUCUCGGUUUAAGCUAUCGAUCUAAUCGUAACCAUCGCGGACGAUUACGCUUCUGCGAUGAGGCUUUUAUGCCAACGCAUAAAAGGGUAUUAAUUAACAUUGCUUCAUAUAUAACUAAUAUAACGUCCUUUUUUACUAACCAAAGAGUGUCCUAAGAAAAGGUCACGUAUUUUAAUCACAAAACUCAAACAUCCCAUUGCACUAGUUAAAUUCGGGAUAAAAAGUAUUAUAUCUAAUGGAAACGUUAUAAACUAUUUCUGUGACAAAUUAUAGCUAAAGUCGUUCAGUCAUUUUUGCGGUAUUAAGGAUUCAACAUUAAAAUAUUCGAAGUUCCAUAUUUUCAAUUGAACUAUGGUCUAUGUUCAAUAGUUCCAUCACAAAACUGAACAAGAGGACAAGAAUAUGAUUUCAGCAGUGUCAUUACUAAACCAAAAGUUCUGACCUUAUAUAUAAAGUUCCCAAUAUACCAAUACCGCUUAUUUAAAACGGUUGGACUACGUGCAUAAAAUAAGUCGACAAGUUUGUGAAAUAUGGAAAAAAAUCUAAGCCCUUUACAAUCCACGCAAGAAUCAUCUUAAAUAACCCUGCAAAAUAUCGGUUUAUCACCCACAUUAAAUCCCGUCCAACCAUGAGGAGUGUAGCGAAGUUCGUGUGAUGCAACCUUAUUAAAGCAAAAUAAGAGAAUCUAAAUAUUUUUUGACCUAUAUAAACAAUUUAGGACUUAACCUAUUACAUAAUGUAAUAAUUGCUUCCCCGCUAAGCCUAAACGGUCUAAUCACCGCAUUUAAUUAGUUAUCGCAGUUAGGUAACUGCGGAACGCCGGUGGAAACACUCGUUGACGUAAAAGUGCUGUUUUUGACCCAGUGAUGUUUUGCAAUGAACCGGUGAACUAGUUGUUAAACUAAUAAAUUUGUUAUAAAAUUUUAACGAAUAUAUCAAUGACGCUUUGUUGCCUAACGUACCUAUUGCAGCAUUUAAAAGUUAUGAGGUUAAUUGAUUGUUUUGAUAAAUAUUGGCAACCUGGCGAAUACUAGUCACUAUCAUUAUAAUGCCGGCAAUACUACAACCAAGAAGUGUGAUAUUAUUGGUUGUGCCGGCUACAUAUCACGUCGUAGAUAGAAAAAAAAUCGUAUCUUGACCAUCGUACACUUUCAUUCAGAUAUAAUUUUUAGAAUAAAUUCAAGACCUUAAACAAUACAGGCUAACUCUUUAUCAAUCUUCCUCCUAAACAGUGAUCUAAUUACAAUCGCGGAACUCAAUAAUUAUACCCCGGCUAAUGACAUUUUUCAACGAAUCAGUCUGUGAAAAAGUGACAAUUACAUGCUAAACUGACAUCUAAAUUACUUCUCGUGUUUGUUUCGUAACGCAACGCAGUUUACAAUCGAUGAGUCUUGAACUUGGGUGCAUCGAGGAAGAUCGUGGGAGCUGUGCAACAAUCGACCGUAACAAGAUAUUUACUUGCACUGCCUAUGACAUAUGACUUUCGAACUGCGUGACAUUAGUGAGAUUGCCUGUCUGAUGCACUGAGUCGUUAGUGCAGUGAGUGUUCUGUGGAGAAUUUUAAUAGUGCUGUGUCAAGAGGCGGGCAGGCGCUUAGAAGAUACUGUUUGUUACAAGUGUUCUGAAGUUAUCGAAAUGAACGUUCGAGAAACGAGCAGCUUCAGCAACCAGUUCGAUGUGGUCUAACAUGGUCGUUCCCCGUCGUCCGCCAACCAGCUACAAGCCAAUGAGAAGAAGCAAGCCGCCAGACAAGCACCGAACACUAACACUAUCAAAGCUUUAUCUGAUGUAACUUCAUCAACACACUGCCCCAAAAAGAAAAAUCUAGUCUUGCAAACUGGCUGAUAAAAAAAAAUUAAGCUACUAGAUUCUAAAUUCAAAAUGGGUGUGCAAGUGCUUCUAGCUUCAACAGCCUUGAAGACCGUGAGUGUGACGGGUUUGUGGUUGAUCCCACUUUUGCUGGGCGCGCUGACAUACCACAACUAUAAUGCUUAUGAUCCGGAGUCGAGAGUGAUUGAUAAAGAGCCGAGGAGAGAGUAUGACUUCAUAGUGGUUGGGGGCGGGUCGGCGGGCGCCGUCGUCGCUAACAGACUAUCGGAGAUUAAGAAUUGGAACACGCUCUUACUAGAAUCGGGCCCCGACGAGAACGAGAUCACCGACGUGCCAUCCCUGGCGGGUUACCUGCAGCUGACCAAGCUGGACUGGCAGUACAAAACCGAGCCCACCGCGCACGCCUGCCUCGGCUUCAAGAAGCACCGCUGCAGCUGGCCCCGGGGCAAGGUACUGGGCGGUUCCAGUGUUCUCAACUACAUGAUUUACGUACGAGGCAAUCGAUACGACUUCGACCAAUGGGAACAAUUCGGCAACCCCGGAUGGGGCUACCGGGACGUCUUGAAAUACUUUAUCAAAUCUGAAGACAACAGAAACCCUUACUUAGCUAAGAGUCAAUACCACGGGCGGGGAGGAUACCUCACGGUUCAAGAAGCUCCUUGGAGGACACCUUUAGUCGCAGCCUUCGUGGAAGCUGGAGUCGAAAUCGGGUAUGAGAACAGGGAUAUUAAUGGUGAAUAUCAAACUGGGUUCAUGAUCGCCCAGGGCACGAUACGUCGCGGCUCCCGAUGCAGUACCGCUAAAGCAUUCUUACGACCAGUUAGAACUCGAAGAAACCUAGACAUUUCCUUAAACUCCCAAGCAACAAGAGUUUUAAUCCAUCCAGUGACAAUGAAAGCGUACGGGGUUGAGUAUGUGAAACACGGCAUGAGGAGAGUUGUUUACGCGAGAAAAGAAGUAAUAUUAUCAGCUGGCGCCAUCAACAGUCCACAGCUGCUUAUGCUGUCUGGAAUAGGUCCCAAAGAACAUUUAAAAGACGUCGGAAUUAAGGUCUUGAAGGAUUUGCCGGUCGGCGAAAACCUGCAAGACCACGUUGGUGUAGGAGGAUUAACAUUUCUAGUCGACAAACCAGUCGCAAUCGUCCAAAAUCGCUUUGAAGCUUUCCCCGUUACCAUGAACUACGUUGUCAACGAGAGAGGUCCUAUGACGACUCUAGGAGGCUUAGAAGGGAUCGCUUUCGUCAAUACAAAGUACGCAAACAGUUCUGGAUUGUGGCCUGAUAUUCAGUUCCAUAUGGCGCCGGCGUCUUUCUCGUCUGACAAUGGGCAAAUUGUUAGAAAAAUCUUAGGCCUCACGGAUGAGAUUUAUAAUACUGUUUACAAGCCUAUAGCCAAUAAGGAUGCUUGGACUAUUAUGCCUUUACUGCUCAGACCAAACACACGAGGUUACGUCCGAUUAAGGAGCUCUAAUCCUUUCCAUUACCCGAUAAUGAACCCACGAUAUCACGAGGAUCCAUUAGACGUGGCACGCCUCGUAGAAGGGAUCAAAAUAGCCGUGCAAGUGGCAGAAGCUUCACCUUUCAAACAGUUUGGUAACAGGCUGUAUAUGAAGCCGUUGCCGAGCUGUAAGCACUUUAAAUUUAUGUCUGACGAAUAUAUUGAAUGUCAAGUGAGACAUAUUUCUAUGACGAUAUAUCAUCAGAGUGGUACAGCUAAGAUGGGGCCGUCGUGGGAUUCUGAGGCGGUGGUGGACCCGCGACUCAGGGUGUAUGGCGUCGAAGGCCUAAGAGUAAUAGACGCCAGUAUAAUGCCGACUAUCGUGAGUGGCAACACCAACGCCGCAGUCAUCAUGAUAGGGGAGAAAGGGGCUGAUUUGAUAAAGCAAGACUGGCUUAGUAAGAAUAUAGAGACAUACAUCUUUAGUUUAUCAUGCGUACUCAGCGGGGUGCUCUCGCAGCAGCCCUCUUUCUUCGAUGCAGUGUCAGGGCUACUUCGAGACACCAACAACCUGUACCUCGGGGAGCCCCCUGACGCCGAGGAGCUGUACUCGGAGUACGACUUCGUCAUCAUAGGCGCCGGAACUGCUGGGUGCGUGCUUAGCAAUCGGCUCACGGAAGUUGAAGAGUUUAAGGUGCUUCUUAUAGAGGCUGGUGGAAGCGAGCAGCUUUUCAUGGACAUCCCUGUGAUGGCUACUAUGCUACAAUUCACCGACGCCAAUUGGGACUAUCACACGGAGCCACAGAGAGCUGGCUGCAUGGGCAUGCGUGAGGGUCGUUGCUCCUGGCCGCGGGGCCGCGUGGUCGGCGGUUCCUCGGUUCUGCAUUCCAUGAUGCACACGAGGGGCAACAGGAAAGACUACGACCGGUGGGCGGCGAAUGGCAACCCAGGAUGGGACUUCGCAUCAGUUCUCAAAUACUUCAAGAAGUCUGAAAACAUGCAAGUACCAGAACUGAGAAGAGAUAAAGUAUAUCAUUCAACAAAGGGAGAGAUGACCCUUCAGUAUCCCAGCUGGAGGACGCGACUCUCAGACGCGUUCCUUCAAGCGGGCGUCGAAACUGGCGGGGAAAUAGUAGACUACAACGGAGAAAAACAAAUCGGAUAUUCCAUCAUCCAAUUUACGAUGAAAAAUGGAACUCGCAUGAGUGCGAGUCGGGCUUUCCUUCACCCUAUAAAAUACAGAAAAAACUUUCAUGUAACCAAGAAUGCUAUGGUAACGCGUAUUUUAAUCGAUCCUUGGACGAGACAAGCUUACGGUGUGGAAUUCCGCAAAGCUGGUCACCGCUACAUCGUGAAAGCGACGCGCGAAAUCAUCCUUUCCGCUGGUGCUAUCAAUUCUCCUCAAAUAUUAAUGAUCAGCGGAAUAGGCCCUAAACACCACUUGACGGAGAAGAACAUCACAACAAUUGUAGAUUUACCCGUCGGAUAUAAUCUCCAAGACCACUGGGCAUUAGGUGGUCUCACUUUCUUAAUAAAUACAACUGAUUCUAUAAGAUCUGAACGCGUAGCUACAUUCAGCAACAUUCUAGAAUAUUUCAGCCAUCAUACCGGGCCUUUGUCAGCGCCAAGCGGAACUGAAGCUAUCGCUUUUAUUGAUACUAAGAACCCAAACGAUCCCGAUGGCUAUCCUGAUUUAGAGUUGCUGUUCGUAGCAGGCUCAUUGGUUAGCCAACCGUCAUAUAAACAAGCCUUCGCUAUUGAUGAUCGUAUCUACGACAAAGUUUACGGACCAAUUCAAGAUCGCGACACGUGGAUGGUGUUCCCGAUGCUUCUGCUCCCGGAGUCGAAAGGUCGGAUAAUGUUGAAGAAUAAAAACCCUUAUACCAAGCCCCUUAUCUUCGCAAACUACUUUUCAGAUGGAGGCCAUGACCAAAAGGUUAUAUUACAUGGUAUAAGAAAAAUAAUUCAGUUAUCGAAGACUCAAGCGUUUCAAAAAUUUGGGAGCAGAUUGCACGAUAUUCCGUUGCCGAAUUGUGCGCAUCACAAGUUCAACUCAGACUCAUAUUGGUACUGUGCAAUGAAGACUAUAACGAAUACGAUUUAUCAUCAUUGCUGUACGGCUAAGAUGGGCCCGAGGGAGGACCCUGAAGCCGUCGUGGACUCCAGACUGAAGGUGUACGGCAUAAAAGGUCUGAGGGUAGUGGAUGCGAGCAUUAUGCCGCAUGUUCCAGCAGCGCAUACCAACGCCCCAACUUUAAUGAUUGCCGAGAAAGCGGCGGAUAUGAUCAAAGAAGACUGGGGAAUACGUAUCAAGCCGAUUUAAUUGGCAUAAUAUCUAAUAUUUACAAAAAUCCCAGUCUGAGCAAUGAACUGACUUUUAUGAUUGAUCGAUCAGUAGCGAUUGUUAUUUUAAAUACAUAUUUAUUUGUGAGACAUACGUUAAAGUUUCCUUAUUUUAAUGAUUCAUAUUCUAUUAGAUCGACGUUACAAAAACCCAGCCCAGAGGGCUAGAAGUGGCAAAGCAUUGGCAGACAAGAAUUUAAUUCAAAAAGUUUGAUCCCUUUACACCAAUAAGAAGAGAAGAGAUCGACGUUACAAAAACGAAGCUCAAUAAUUUAUAUUUGCAUUGUGUGUCUAUGGACAUGUACUUAUUAUUCAUUGCACUGAGUACCAUUCGUAGUAUGGGCACAUAAUAUCUUAAACUAUCAUUUAUUAUGUGGUCCUUGGAUUUUAUCUUUGUACCUAGGAUUUAUUUAUUUAUAAUUUAUUUUAAUAUAACUAUUCAAUUUACCUACAUCACAAACGUGGCUUGUACAGUAAACAUAGUUUAGUUUUUAAGGCAGUUUGUAAAUAAAUCCACUAUAUAUUUAUAUACAUAUA
Messenger RNA from Cydia pomonella (codling moth), 7329 nucleotides. RefSeq lists its product as uncharacterized. NCBI's taxonomy places the organism in Eukaryota, Metazoa, Arthropoda, Insecta, Lepidoptera, Tortricidae. The transcript is spliced from 9 exons. Gene Ontology annotation, molecular function: flavin adenine dinucleotide binding; oxidoreductase activity, acting on CH-OH group of donors. The coding region runs from base 3065 to 6772 and encodes 1235 amino acids. The record is from RefSeq and is a predicted model, not a curated record.